UCCGUUUAGUCGAACAGCUACUGCAAUUACGUGCUCAUCUCGUAGGUUUCUGGACCACUUGGGAAGUAUGUACUUGUGAUAGACGGAUGCUGACUCCUGGAUUUAUUUGUCGUAAAAUCCUAUCUGAAUCUCGUGUUUUCUUCCUUCUCAUCUCUUGUAUCGCUCUUCUUGUGUCACCCUUUUUUCUUCGACAUAGCGAAAAACGUGUCACUUCAAAGCUUUAUCGACUUAUAGUUAAGAAAAAACCCCAUAAAUGAUAUUGAAAUAAUGCAAUAGUGAUUUGAAAAUAAUGUUUCCUUUUGUUUCGUAAAUAUUUCGAAAUAAGUGAAGAAGAAGAAAAAAGGGGAAGAAAAGAAAAAAAUUGUAUUUCUUUUUAUUUUUAUAAAAAAAGUGGUGUAAUUUAUAUGGUGACGGUGAUGAUAAAUGUGUUUCGUUUGUUUUGUCCACUUCUUCCUUACAAGGUGAUUUUCCGACUUAAUUCUGACCUCGAUUACAAGUCUGAGAGUUCUGUAAUUGACGACGAGAGAUGAACUUCGGAAUGAGGAAGACAAUCAGUAGAAAAAUUGUCAAGUUCCUGCUGCUAUUUCUUCUUUAUUCGGCUGCAUUGGGACAAGGUCUUUUACUGGAGGAAGAAAAGGAGCCAACAUAUCUUACCGCAGGUGUCGGAGAAUAUGUCGUCUUUAACUGCGAUCUCGACUUUCCACACGAGAUACCGAUUCCAUAUAUUCUACACUGGAAACGAGAUGGCCGAACAAUAUUCUCUUGGUACGCUAACGCGACUUCCGCAGCUCGAGAUUACUCCGGUCGUAUACACAGGUUGGACGAUGUCUCCAGCUACGGUCAAGGCAGCAUUAAUUUGACAAAUAUUAGAAACAGUGAUCAAGGAUGGUACGAGUGUAAAGUCAUUUUUCCCAACAGAACACCGAGUUCCAGAAAUAAUGGCACUUGGUCACAUCUCUCCAUUGAUGGUGUGUUGCCGCCGGGCGAAAAUGUUCCAGGUGAGACACUUUUGGUUGUACCUCCAAUCAAUGGAACUGUUAUGGAAGGUGAGCCUGUAUCAUUUGAAUGCAUUGCGAAAGAUUCCUCGUCAAUUGUCGCUUGGUUUCACGAAGGUGUUGAGAUUUCGGAAAUAAAGGCUCUCAAACUCCGCGCGUCAGUUGAUAAUAAUGGAACAUUGACAAUGAAACCAACGGACAUGGGUGAUUUAGGGGAAUACACUUGUGUUGUUAGUAAUGAUCAAGGAGAACAGCAAAGUGCAUCUGCUUAUCUUAAUGUACAAUAUAAAGCAAAAGUAAUAUAUGCUCCCCGAGAAGUAUUUUUGCCAUACGGGAAACAUGCAAUUUUAGAUUGUCAUUUUAGAGCGAAUCCACCGCUAACGAAUCUACGUUGGGAGAAAGAUGGAUUUCUUUUUGAUCCAUACAAUGUACAAGGCGUAUUUUAUAGAAGAAAUGGCUCCUUGUACUUUAGCAAAGUUGAUGAAAGUCAUGCUGGAAGUUAUAGCUGCACACCCUACAAUGAUCUUGGAACAGAAGGUUCCAGUUCUCCUAUCAAUGUGAUUGUUCAGAGACCACCAACAUUUACUGUGACACCACAACAACUCUACAUGAGAAAACUCGGAGAAAAUCUGGAAAUUCCUUGUGAUGCUAGGGAUGGAGACCACAAUCAUCGACCUAACAUCGUUUGGUUUAAAGAUGGUUCACCUCUUUCUCCGGAAAGAGCAAUAAUCACUGGAGGAAAUCUGACCAUUGAAAAAAUUCAAGAACAAGAUCGUGGACUUUAUCAAUGUGCUGCAACUAAUGAAGCUGCGACAGUUGUUGCUGAUGCUGAGUUAAUGGUCAUAAAUGUACCACCUAGAGCACCAUAUAAUCUCAGUGCGAAUACUAGUAAAAAUUCAGUAACUCUUACCUGGAUUCCUGGCUAUAUUCGUCCAAAAAUGGAAUAUUCUAUAUGGUAUCGACCAACGGAUACUUCCGAAUGGAGAACAAUGAAAAUUGUGUCCAAAAAAAUAACAGAAGCUACUGUGAAUAAUUUGACACCUGGUCGUGAAUAUGAGUUUAUGGUUCUUAGUCAAGACAAGCAUGGUGAUGGGAUGUUUAGUAAAACAGUACGUGUGCUUACAGAUCCAGAUGCGAUAAAUCAUAAUGGAGCUUCUGAAUUUCGAAGUCCUGAAUCAGAUUUUAUGGGAGCACCUCGUAAUAUCAGAGUACAAGCUACAGUAGAAGGUUAUUUAGUUACUUGGGAGCCUCCUGUUGUUGGUCCAGAACUCGUUAGACUAUAUAUUGUAAACUGGUUUAGAGGAACAUCAGAUCAUCUUUAUGGCAAAGCGGAAACAACGGACACGUAUUACCUUGUGAAGAAUUUAGAAGAGGAUAGUUAUUAUUCGUUCGAGGUGUCUGCAAUGUCAUUAACAGAUGACAUCUUGACCAGUGAACGUUUCACAAUGGAAAUUCCUGGAUAUCAAAAAAGUUCUCGUAAUAGAGCAAUUUCAAUGGGAAUUGUAGCAAGUCUUGGUUUUUUAGCUGCAGCCCUCGCAGCCGUUUGGUGGGCAAAAAGAAGAUUUUGCCAUUCACAAACUAAUGAAAAGUAAACAGUUUUAAAAAUCAACUAUUGAUAAUAAUUAAUGUACAUCUUUUUAGAAAAAAGACUUGGAAAUUGUAAUAAUCUGUUUAUUUUAUUAAUAUUACAUUCAAAAACAUAAGAAAUUUUUAUUUGUCUUUUAAAACAUCAUACCGUUUUAUCAUUAUUUUUAACAAAGGAAUAAGAAUGCCAGGAAGUAUUUUUAUUUAUUCAAAAUACAACUAUACUACUUUUUGGAAUAACCUUUUAGUAAGGGAGAGUGGGGCAAACCGGCCAUACUAACGGUUUUUUUUACUCUUGUGACUAUAUCAACCAACCGAUUUAAUUUUUCAUUCGCUUGUUUGAAAGAUCAUUUAAUUGUCCAACUUUUUCCCAGAGACACCUAUACUUUAUGUUUUAUUGUUUAGUUGAUGUGAUAACUUUAAAAAAUUUUGCAAACUGGCCGGUUCGCCCCAUCCCCUGCACGGAGAAAAUUUAUUCCUGAAAUUUUACUGAAUUUAGUUCGGUAAAACUGGGAUGAAGUGUCAAAACAGUAAUUUUUCAAGAACUAGCCUGUAAAAGAAAUUGCAUUGAAAAAUAAUGUAAAAAU
Messenger RNA from Leptopilina heterotoma, 3166 nucleotides. It is a transcript of the gene bdl, whose product is annotated as protein borderless. The record is from RefSeq and is a predicted model, not a curated record. NCBI's taxonomy places the organism in Eukaryota, Metazoa, Arthropoda, Insecta, Hymenoptera, Figitidae. Gene Ontology annotation, molecular function: protein binding. The coding region runs from base 527 to 2587 and encodes 686 amino acids. The transcript has 12 exons.